Capsicum annuum is the source of this 3613-nucleotide messenger RNA. RefSeq names its product cell number regulator 6. The transcript has 4 exons. NCBI's taxonomy places the organism in Eukaryota, Viridiplantae, Streptophyta, Magnoliopsida, Solanales, Solanaceae. Bases 222 to 869 code for a protein of 215 amino acids. The record is from RefSeq and is a predicted model, not a curated record.
AGCAUUAAACAAAAAAAAAAAGGAAAAAUCAAAAAAAAAAAAGAAAAGAAAAAGGAGCAGCGAUUUUGCAUUUGCACGUUGUAAUAAACGCCGGACGGAGUACAACAUAAAAUAAUCUCGAUUCUCGCCCUUCUUAGCAGUUACGCUUUACCUUGUUUGACUCCCCACACUCUCUCUCGGCACGAAAAAUCUGCCACACUAAACGACUGUUACAAGAUCAGAUGGCGGAAGGAGGAAACCCGUCGAGGUAUGUGAAGUUGACAAAAGAUCAAGCGCCGCGCGAGGAUAUUAAGCCUGGCGAACUUAAUCAGCCUAUUGAUGUCCCUCAGUUAACUGUUCGGAAGUGCCAUGAGUGUGGACAAGCUUUGCCGGAGAGUUUUCAGCCUCCUGCUGACGAGCCUUGGACAACUGGCAUUUUUGGAUGUGCAGAGGACAAAGAUAGUUGUAUGUCUCCACGGAAGAACUUGCCACGAGAAGUUAGAAAGGGUAAUGCUCCAGAUAAAGGCAAAGCAAAAGCUACUUCUGCAAAGGGAACAGAACCGGUCUCCAAAAAUAGUUCGAAAGUCCCGGAUGUCCAAGCUAUCAUUAAGCGCACACGGGAGGUUGGAAAGGAAGCGGAUCAAAUUCGGUUUAGUGUGGAUGGUGUGAAGGAAUUAUAUGAUGAUUGGGUAACCACUCGGGGCUUCCAUUCCGAGAAGGUCUUUAGCAUGAAGGGAGUUGACAACCAUUUCCCCGAAAUCAUCACCGAGGUUAAAGAACGGGCAUGGGAACUCUUCACGGAUAUGACGCCUUCCACUCACCCACUAUGCUAUUUCCCGAAUAUUGUUCGUGAAUUCUAUGCUUCCUACGUUGUUUGGUACAAAAUAUAAAAUGCCAAUUGCCGAACAACCAUGUCUCGAGAGUGUAUUAGUUCGAGGGGUGGAAGUUUCUUGCACGGCCUCGGAGAUCAAUGUGCUCUAUUUUGCUUGUGACUUAGAUUCUGCGGUGAAGUGCAAGAAGAUGAUAUUUGGCAGACAUCAAAGUUUUCCGUGGCUUGCUAAGGGCCUUCCUCCACAGGCUAAUAGUGAAGGUCAAAUCAAGAGGAGAUUUCUUUCGGUUCAAGUCAAACAUUGUCUUGGAUUUGUGGGUAAUCGUCUACUCCCCUCAAGAAAUGACCAAGAUGUCGCGGUUGAUAGGGCUAUCAUUGUUGGAUGCAUCAUGGAUAAAAUUAAGAUCAAUCCGGGAGAGUUGAUAGCGGAGAUGAUGAAGGUCAGGGUAAAGCAAUCGAGCACUUCCGGCACUCAUAUCUAUGCUUUGCCUUAAGUUCAAAGUCCCGCUACUCUCUAAUAUUGAUAGACGGUUAUAUGCACCGGAGUCAUUGAUAUCACACAUUGCAGGGAUGAGGAUAACCCUACGAGCAUAAAGAGGAAAGCUUUGAUUUUGGUAGACUCGGGUGCGGAAGGGUUGCCGAGCUCAGAGGGAAUGGAGAUCCCUCCGGAUUCUACACUUGAUGCCGAGACUCAUCAUGAUUCCACCGAUACUUCUCCAUCAUCAAGCACCGCACCACCACCUCGGUCUAUACAAUUAGCGCGGUCUUCUACGGUGACUUUUGCUAAGGUUGCUUCCAUGACUUUGGCAAACAAUGCUACUCUUACCCGAUUGGUGGCGGACAUUCCCCAGUUUAUUCGGGAUGCUAUAGCACCUCUUCGUGCCCGCAUAGCGAAGUUAGAGCAGAGUGGCCACGCUUGAGGCGAGGAGAGAUUGUGAGGGGGUGACAUUUGUGAGGGCAGACCUUGAUAAUUUACAGGCGGAGAUUCACUCCAGACAGCCCUUGAUACAAGUACGACCAUAAGGAUGGACGUGUUAAAGUGUAAUGAGCCUGAGGCUUGGAGUGUGCAAGAAAAAUGCAAAAGAGGGCCUAAAACACACACCAAAACCGAACCCACACUACACUCCAUGGGCUGCAUUUUGAGGCUUUUCAUUAAAGGGCAUUUUGGUCAUUUUGUAUUCUAGUUGUAACCUAGUAUAAAUAGAACAUUGUAGGUCAUUUUGUCUUAGACUUUUAUGAUAUUUGUAAGUUGUAUAACACUUUGAAAGACAAGUCCUUUCUUCUCUUUAGGAGGCAACCCGAAAUUAGGGUGAUACUAGUGUGGAAUCACUAGUGUUGCAUUCAUGGUUUGAGACGUUGGUGUUUAGAGGAGGUAAAGUACCUCUUGUGUCAACGUAGGAGUUAGGUUAACCGUUGCGUGUAGUGUUAAGGGUCCAAGAGUAUCACAUGUCCUUGGGUUCUUAAGAUUAUACCAACCAAGGUCUAACUAUCUAUCCUUUGUUCAUUGUAAUCUUGUAACCAUUUGUGUAUCUUGUAAUCUUCAAUCCGUGAGUUGUUGUCUCAUGUUGUUAUUGUUCUUAUCAUAUUGUUGUCCACUUUGUUAUGUUGCGGUUUUGGUGUGGUUAUACACGUUAUUAUCUCAUCAUUGUGUAGCAUUCUUGGUUUUGGACUUGUUUCCAACUUGUCUCGGUUUUGUAUUGUGUUUGUAGACUAUUUUUGUGGCUGUUUUGGUACAAUCCAUGUUGGUAGUGUAUCAUUUGGUAUCAAAACCAUCUUUGAUUUUGUUUUAACAAGAUCAAUCUUGGGCUUGAGAGUUGAAGAAUAAAAAAAAAAAAAAAGUGAAGUGUUCUUGAGAUUGUUCUUGGCCGAAAGUUGGGUCUUGUUAUCAUCUUGGCCGAGACAUGUUUCUUUAUGACUAGAUCUUGUAGUCUUUUUUUUUAAAGAUUGUUUCUAGUGUUGGUUUCUUUCUCACCAACACUAAAGUGUCUAAAUUUAAAGUUUUGAACUUAUGUUGUUGACCUUGUUGUUGUAAAUUUGAAGUUGGCCGUGUGUUGAUUGACUUGAUCUUGGCCGUGUAUUGCAAUUUGUUGUGGACUUGGAGGUGAAUGUUGGUGGUGUUGUUGUUCUUGAGAAAUUGUUGUUGAGAUCUUGUUGUUCUUCACCUCUUGACAUCUUUUGACUAAUAUAAAGUAUGACAUAGAUGCAAAAAGGUGUAAGAUAAAGUUAAAAAGUUGUUGGUGAAGAGACUUGAACACAUCACCUCAAAGACUUGUCAACCACUUUUCCAUAUUUCAAGGACCUUAUUUUGUGGGAAUAGUAUAAGUCGUCACACCUUUUUGAGUUGAAGUUGAAAAAGUUGCAAACACUUGAAUUUUUCCACCAAAACACAUUCUUCCAUUCCAAAUUGUAUCAAGACAAAGGCGUCAAGUUGGUGAUGUAAAAUUGUGUGGGACCGUGACCAAUUACGUGGUUGCCACGUCAUCGCGUUUUACUUUUCACACAACAUAAUUAAGGUCAAAUUUUAGAUUUCUUAGUUUCUAAUCUUUGUUUCUUAGUUGCAUUUAGUUGAUCCUAGAACUAAUUAACAAACUAGUAAACUCCUACUAGAUUGUCAAUUAGUACUUUGAAUCCAUUGUUCGUGUCUUUGUUUCUUUUGUGUUUUUGUCGUUUUUAAAAUCGCAGUACUUCUUGGUUCAAGUUUGGACAUUACUUUCCUUAAGUCUUCAAACAAAGAAUCCAUUCCGACCAAGGAGUAGACUCACCUCUCGACUCAUCACGAACUAUGAGCCGACUUGCAACACUUGU